CCCACGGACGCACACACGCACCCACAUACAUGCACACGCGCGCCCGCCGCCGCACGCUCUCGCGCACACGCCCCGCGGGGAAGGAAGGAACCAGCGGCGGCCGGACGCCCCGCAGCCCCCGCCGCCGCCGCCGCCGUCAGGAGCCCCCGCCACCGCCGCCGCCGCCGCCGCCGCCGGCUUUUGUCUGCCGCCCCCGCCGGGAGCCGACCCUCCGCUCGGCCGGCGCCCGCCCGGGAGCAUGGACGCGGCGCUCUGAGAGCCGCGAGGGGGACCCGCCGGGGGCGGAUUUUGAAGUUUGAAUAAGGAUUUUUUUUUUUUAUCGCUUCCCCUUCCCCCUUCUCCCCCCGCCGGUGCCGUUCAGUCCCUUCCCCCAUCUUCCCUGACAGGUUUUUUUUUUUUUCCCUUCAGCUUUUCUUUUUCUUUUUAAUCCGCCGCGUGGGGUUGGAUUUUUAUUUUUUUUUAUUGUCGCUAUUAUUAUUUUUUAUUUGGUUGUACCCGUCUCUACCCGCCCGUAGAGACCGGUCUCCCCGGGCGGCCGCCGCCGAGCGCCACCCCCCGACCCCGCGGGGCUGCCAUGGAUCGCACCGGCGGCUCCGGCGGGGGCAGCGACCGCAGGCAGACCGAGGAGAGCAAGCCGCUGCUGGGCGAGAUGUCCGCUCCCGAGGGGAAUAAAAUGGGUGCCGCGCCGUGCCGGAGAACCCUGCUCCACUGCAACGGCAUGAGGUACAAGCUGCUGCAGGAGGGGGACAUCCAGGUGUGUGUCAUCCGGCACCCCCGGACGUUUCUCAGCAAGAUCCUCACCUCCAAGUUCCUGCGGCGGUGGGAGCCGCACCACUUGACCCUGGCGGACAACAGCGUCGCCUCGGCCACGCCAACUGGGUACAUGGAAAACUCCAUUUCCUACAGUGCUAUUGAAGAUGUUCAACUCCUCUCCUGGGAGAAUGCCCCUAAGUACUGUUUACAGCUCACAAUCCCAGGGGGUACUGUCUUACUGCAGGCUGCAAACAGUUACCUGAGGGAUCAGUGGUUCCAUUCUUUGCAGUGGAAGAAAAAGAUUUACAAGUACAAGAAGGUGCUCAGUAACCCCAGCCGCUGGGAGGUGGUGUUGAAGGAGAUCAGGACGCUGGUGGACAUGGCACUGACGUCUCCACUUCAGGAUGACUCUAUUCACCAAGCACCACUGGAGAUUGUCUCAAAGCUGCUCUCAGAGAACAACAACUUAACCACUCAAGACCAUGAGAGCAUUAUUGUGGCAAUAGCACCUUUGCUGGAAAACAACCAUCCUCCUCCUGACCUCUGUGAAUUCUUCUGCAAGCACUGCCGAGAGCGCCCGCGGUCCAUGGUUGUGAUAGAAGUGUUCACACCAGUGGUACAGAGGAUUCUCAAACACAACAUGGCAUGUUUCACCAGCUUCACUGAGUCUCUCCUUUUUGGACAGGAUUUUGGGAAGUGUCCUCGAUUGCGGCUGUUUACUCAGGAGUAUAUUCUGGCUUUGAAUGAGCUGAAUGCUGGAAUGGAGGUGGUGAAGAAGUUUAUUCAGAGCAUGCAUGGUCCAACUGGACAAUGCCCCCAUCCCAGGGUCCUGCCGAAUCUUGUAGCUGUCUGCUUAGCAGCCAUUUAUUCGUGUUAUGAGGAAUUUAUCAACAGUCGAGACAAUUCUCCAAGCCUGAAGGAAAUUCGGAAUGGCUGCCAGCAGCAGUGCGACCGAAAGCCUAAUCUCCCCCUCCGCCUUCUUCACACAAGUCCUGACCUGGUCUCUCAAGAGGCCACCUUGACUGAAUCCCGUCUCAAACCAGUUAUUGUCACUUCAAAUGAGAUCCAUGUGGAAGUGGAGCGCAACAACACAGCUAAUCAGAAGAUGACAGCCAACGUUGGCAAUGACAGUGAGCCCAACCUGAUUGAUUGCUUGAUGGUCAGUCCUACCUGCAGCACCAUGAGCAUUGAGCUGAGUGCCCAGGCAGACAGGAUCCUUGGCUGUUAUGUUGAAAUACUCAAGAUGCUGUCAGACUAUGAUGACUGGAGACCAGCUCUAGCCAGCUUGCUUCAACCUAUCCCAUUUCCCAAGGAGGCUCUUGCACAUGAGAAAUUCACAAAGGAGCUGAAAUACGUGAUUCAGAGAUUUGCAGAAGACCCGAGGCAAGAAGUCCACUCAUGUUUGCUGAGUGUGCGGGCUGGCAAAGAUGGCUGGUUCCAGCUCUACAGCCCUGGAGGAGUGGCAUGUGAUGAUGAUGGAGAGCUGUUUGCCAGUAUGGUACGUGUCUGCAAUAAUGUUCAUAUUUUAAUGGGAUCCUGCUAUAAAACAAAGAAGUUCCUGCUUUCACUGGCUGAAAAUAAAUUAGGACCUUGCAUGCUACUGGCUUUGAGGGGUAACCAGACAAUGGUAGAGAUUUUGUGUUUGAUGCUGGAAUACAACAUCAUCGAUAAUAACGACACCCAGCUCCAGAUCAUCUCUACCCUGGAAAGCACAGACGUGGGAAAGAGAAUGUAUGAACAGCUGUGUGACAGGCAGAGGGAGUUAAAAGAGCUGCAAAGAAAAGGUGGUCCCACAAGGUUAACACUGCCAUCCAAGUCCACGGAUGCAGACCUGGCCCGCUUGCUAAGCUCGGGAUCUUUUGGAAAUUUGGAAAACCUCAGCCUGGCCUUUACCAAUGUGACAAGUGCUUGUGCUGAGCACCUCAUUAAACUGCCUUCACUCAAGCAGCUGAACCUGUGGUCAACUCAGUUCGGAGAUGCAGGGUUGCGGCUUCUGUCUGAACACCUCACGAUGCUGCAAGUGCUCAACCUGUGCGAGACUCCUGUCACGGAUGCUGGGCUGCUGGCACUUAGUUCCAUGAAGAGCCUGUGUAGUUUAAAUAUGAACAGCACCAAACUUUCAGCAGAUACCUACGAAGAUCUCAAGGCUAAACUACCUAAUCUGAAAGAAGUGGACGUCCGCUACACCGAAGCGUGGUGAACUCUCCCUGCCUCCAGCUCUUCUCUUUUGCUUCUCAUGAGAAGGAAAAGAUUUUUAAAACAAACAGAGAAAAACAAACCGGAAAAUAACUUUUGGCUAAUACCUGUAGAGCAGUGAGUCCUGGGACUUGGUGGUAGGAGUCGUGGUUGUGGGGUAGAGGAGUGGCAUUGUGUGUGUCGGGGGGGACGGGGCAAGUCUGGACCCGGCUGGAUUCUUUCAGCUUUGUGAUUUCGGAAUCAACAUAAUUUAAAUUGAAAAGGAAAAAAAAAAAAAAAAAAAAAAAAAAAGGACUUUGUAGCAGCAAGAGGAUUAUAAAGAGGAAAAAAACACCUUUGUGGAAUUUAUUUGCCUUUGUGUUUUAUGCCGUGUGGAGGAAAAAAAAAAAAAUUAUUCAUUUGUCAUAUAUACCUGGGUUUCCCUGGGUGUCACUCAUCCAGUCCGAACUCCUCUUUCUCCAGUUUUGCUCCAGAAAAUCAAACUUACAAAAAUCUCAAGAGAAGAAAACCAAAACCAGUAUGAUUUUCACCUCCCCCCUGCUCCGCUCCCCGCCCCCUCCUUGCAGUUGUUAUGCAAAGUAAUUUUGUUGUACAUAAGAUUUACAUAAUGCACCUAUUUAAGAAAAUGGUUCACAAAUAACAGGUCUGGGACCUGUCUUUUAUUUAUGAAUUGUUAAUUCUUUUACCCUUUUUUUGCGUAUAGUACUGUAUAAACUAGUUUGCUGUCUUGUUGUUAUUAUUAUUUUUUUUUAAAAGGAAAUGUCCUCCUUGAAGAAUUGCCUUUUAGUAAUGCAUACUGUAUUAUACUCCCUCUCUGUCACAACAUUCAUUGCAUUGUCUUUUCGAUUUUAAAAUGCCUCAAACGUUAUCAAAUAGGAAGGAAAAUACCUAUCAAGGGGGGUGUGGUUGUUGGGGGAGGGGGUGCAGGGAUUAAUAAAAGUCGCAUUUCCUUCCGAAGUCUGAAAACUUUCUUUAGUCCUUUAAACCAUGUCAGGUUUAAACAUGGGAGAUGGGGAAAAGAUGUCAUUUAUUUUGCCAAUGGGGUAUUUGCAAAACUCUGUAGAUUUUACAAGUUGCCUCGGUUGUUUUCUGUUUACGUCCGAUAUUUCAAAAAGAGAAAAAAAAAGCUCUCCCUCCAUUUUGUGCAUCAGCUUUUUCUACCCCCCCCCCCCCCGCCGCCCCCUUCUCUGCCCUCCCUUCCUUCCCCCUACCUGUUCUGUGCACGCAUUGUUCUGCAUGUUCCUCUGGGGAGACUGAAAAAAUAGCGUUGUUGCUGAUCCGAUAGCUCUGACCUGUCUGUAAAUGUGACUGCUACAUUUUUCAAAUUCCACAAUUGCUUAGAAGAUGAUUUUUUAAAAAUUGUGGUUUCUUUUAUAACUAUGCUGUUGACUUUUUUUUUCAUAAUGAGCCUUCAUUGUACAGAGCUGCUUAUUUAAAAAAAAAAAACCAAACAAAAAAAAAAAAAAACAAAAAGAAGUUUUUCCUCUGUUUAACACCUUUAUUUUAUUCUUCAGCACCUCAAGGUUUCACAUACAGCCAAUGUAAUUUUUUAUAUAUAAAUAUAUAUAUUUAAUCUUAUUCAAUGGAAGCCAAGCUUUUGUUUUUGUUUGUUUUUUUUUUUUUUUAAACUUUGUUGCUAUGUAGACAACCCCUACCCAAAUCAUGUUCGUUAUUUUUUCUUUUUUUUUUUUAAAUAAAUGAAACAGAAAUUGAGUCUUAACUCACGUAGCGUGCCAGGUUUUUUUUCCCCUUCAUAUCCCAAACUGUAUGCGGAUGCAGUAUGGGAAGAAAGAAGAAAAAAAAAAAAAAAAAAAGGAAGAAAAAUUAUGCCAACAUUUUCCUUAGCACUGUUGCUUUUACCAAUGGUUUACUACUACUGUUCUGUAGCUGUGUACAAAGAGAUGUGAAAUAAUUUCAGGCGAAAAUAAACUGUAAGUGAGUAUCUUUUA
Molecule: messenger RNA, 4898 nt
Organism: Aquila chrysaetos chrysaetos
Lineage: Eukaryota; Metazoa; Chordata; Aves; Accipitriformes; Accipitridae
Gene: CMIP
Product: c-Maf inducing protein
Exons: 21
Coding region: 575-2953 (792 amino acids)
Cellular component (GO): nucleoplasm; cytosol
Source: RefSeq, a predicted model, not a curated record